Messenger RNA from Parascedosporium putredinis, 1095 nucleotides. NCBI's taxonomy places the organism in Eukaryota, Fungi, Ascomycota, Sordariomycetes, Microascales, Microascaceae. The record is from the annotation of a GenBank genome assembly.
AUGCUCGAAUACUUUGCCUACAAGAAAUACAAGAAGCACAAGGCCGAAAAGGAGGAGAAGAAGGAAGACAAGGGCAAGGCAAAGGAGGAAAUUGUGCACACCCCCGGCCCCGCUCCGGCACUACCACCCCGCAUCAAGACCCCCGAAAUUACAUGGGACUCGGACGACUUCAACAGUCGCCACUCGGGAGAGAUCUCGGAUAGCUCAGCCAUCGUCGCAGUGUCCCGCUCCCGCGACGACAAGGACAAGGCCCUCGCCACGAUCCCCGCCCCCAACCCCCAACAGUGCAACCCUGGAACCCCCGCCGAGGCCACCAAGGACGAAGUCGCCCGCGAGCAAAAGGACCUCUCUCGCGUCUUGCGCAGCCUAGGCCUCACCACCGACGAAGAUGACCGCGCUCUGUCCCUGACGCCAGACGUCGCCAGCCUCGCCAAGCGCUUCACCCUCGUCCUCAAGGACCUGGCCAACGGCGUGCCCACCGCGUACGGCGACCUCGUGUCUCUCAUCGAGGACCGCGACGGCCUCCUCGACCGCACCUUUGAGAAGUUGCCCGGGCCGCUCCAAAAGCUCGUCAUGCAGAUGCCCGAUAAGAUCACGGCCUCGUUCGCGCCCGAAGUACUCAAGGCCGCCGCCGCCGCCCAGGGCAAGGAGGUCGACGUGAAGGGCGAGGGUGGCCUCAAGGAUGCCGCCAUGAGCUUGCUCACAGUGAGAGGCAUGCAAGAGAUGGUGACGAAGCCCGGUGCCAUUGCUGGAAUGCUGAGGUCCAUCGUCAAUGCGCUUAAGCUGCGAUUCCCCGCCUUCAUCGGGACCAAUCUUUUGUGGAGCGUCUCCGUAUUUCUUCUUCUCUUCGUGCUAUGGUACUGCUACAAGCGCGGUCGCGAAGAGCGCCUCAAGAAGGAAUCCGGUGAGGCUGGCCCAGCCGUUGUGAAGGAAGGAACUGAGAGCCGGUUAAGCAUCGAAGAGGUUCGUGAGGGCGAGUCCUCACAGGCAGGGCCUUCGACGCUCCCGGCCGUCAACCCCGUGCCUACCAUCACCGAGCCCGAGGAUGAAGCUGCCAAGGCUGUUGCAGCAGGCUCCUCUCAGGCCCGAAGCUAA